Molecule: messenger RNA, 1547 nt
Organism: Mytilus californianus (California mussel)
Lineage: Eukaryota; Metazoa; Mollusca; Bivalvia; Mytilida; Mytilidae
Product: solute carrier organic anion transporter family member 3A1-like
Exons: 7
Coding region: 1-1188 (395 amino acids)
Biological process (GO): transmembrane transport; sodium-independent organic anion transport
Cellular component (GO): membrane
Molecular function (GO): protein binding
Source: RefSeq, a predicted model, not a curated record
AUGGCAAUUAUUGCCAUUGGAAUGAUACUUCAAGGAAUAGGAAAGUCUCCAAGACAAGCUUUUAUUACCACGUAUAUCGACAACAAUGUUAAAAAAACUCAAACAGCUGUUUAUGUCGAAUUUUUUAAAAGUAUAUAUGGACUGUUUCGAAACAAACUGUAUGUACUAAUCAUAGUGGGUCGAUGUUUGAUCCUUAUUCUAGUCAGUGGCAGUGUUGCAUUUGGACCAAAAUACAUUGAGACUCAAUUCACUUUGCCUGCGUGGAAGUCUAGUUUAGUAAUAGGUGUAACACGUAUCUUUGCAGUAUCUGUUGGAACUUUUGUUGGUGGGUAUCUUACGUCUAAAAAGAGGAUUUCACCACUAGGAUGCGGCGGAUUAAUCGUCAUUCUGUCAUUAUUUACCAUUCUACAAUACUUGGUACAAAUAUUUCUUGGUUGUCCAACUCCAGAAAUAAUUGGAUAUAACAGAAAUUUAAGCAAUUCAUCUGAUAUCUGUACAAGUAAUUGCAACUGCAAUUCUGAGGACUAUUUUCCUGUUUGCGGUUCGGAUAACAAUAACUACUUUUCACCUUGUCAUGCCGGCUGUUCAAGUAUAUCUACAUUACAGGGAUUUACGAACUGUACAUGUAUAGGUCCAACAGCGACAGGUAAACCUGGUUUAUGUUCAUCUGACUGUCAAAUGUUGGUUCCCUAUCUUGUUGUUACCUGUGUGUUUAGUUUGGUCGAAUCAUUGGGUAUAAUGCCAAGUUUGAUAUUCAUGUUGAGAUCAGUUAAAGAAAAUCAGAAAGGAAUAGCUAUAGCUUUCUCAGCAUUUAUUACAACUUUAUUAGGUUGGUUCUUAGGGCCUAUUAUCUUUGGGGAAAUAAUUGACAUGUGUUGCAAAAUAUGGAGCUCACGGUGUGGAGUAAAGGGAUCAUGCGCGUUGUACAACAAUGUGAACUUCCGAUAUGCUACUUAUGGUUUCAGCCUCAUACUGAGAUGUAUUGUUCUAAUAAUAGACAUCGUGGCUUACUUAAUUGCACGAAAGAAAACGGAUUGGAGUACUGGAGAAACUAGACGUGAACGUAAAAACGAAUUGCCUGAAAAACAAAGUUUCAUCGUAGAUGAAGGGGAUACUAAUGGAAACAAUAGUUACAUCAAGACAUUUUUAGAAAAUAAGGAAUUUAAAGAAACAAAUAUUUUAUGUUAAUACAAUUGAAUCACAAAGUACAAUGCCUUUAUACACGUGAAGUCUCAUGUUGACGUUCAACCAUCUGACGAUAUUUUAUAAGACUUUUCUAGGUCAUGUCGACGAUCUAUAUUCAUACGACAUUUGAUAAGACCAACUAAACAAUGAUAGAAGUUUAUUUACAACAUCUGACUGAGAAAUCGAAGACUUCCAAGUUCGCCAAAUAAAUGUUGAUGCAGCUCAUUAUCAAUCGUACAAAUGCGUCACAAACAUAAUGAUAUCAAAAUUCUGUCUCUUUCUUUGUGGAUCGAUGUGAUCUUAGUUUCAAAUAAACAAAAUGUAUGACACCUUUUGCUAAAUAAACUUACUAUACAAUCAGC